Molecule: messenger RNA, 4127 nt
Organism: Callorhinchus milii (elephant shark)
Lineage: Eukaryota; Metazoa; Chordata; Chondrichthyes; Chimaeriformes; Callorhinchidae
Gene: rnf19a
Product: ring finger protein 19A, RBR E3 ubiquitin protein ligase
Exons: 10
Coding region: 327-2858 (843 amino acids)
Biological process (GO): ubiquitin-dependent protein catabolic process; positive regulation of proteasomal ubiquitin-dependent protein catabolic process; protein polyubiquitination
Cellular component (GO): cytoplasm; ubiquitin ligase complex
Molecular function (GO): ubiquitin conjugating enzyme binding; ubiquitin protein ligase activity; zinc ion binding
Source: RefSeq, a predicted model, not a curated record
GGAGCUCGAGCGGAGGACGUGAGGUUGAGGCGGCGGUGGUGGCGGCGGCGGCUGUUGUGUGGCGCGGAGGCCGCCUGAGGAGAGGAGCAGCGGAGGCCGAGGCCGAGCCGCGGGACCGGCGACAGGCAGCGCCAUGGCGGGAGGCUGGGCCUGAGUGCUGGCGAAAUACCAGGGAUGCUUUAAAAGACUAAAUUUUCCAGGAACUGCAGAGUGAGCUCGGCUUUAGUGAGCCAGAGAACUGCAAAACAUGGAUUAGGAUUUAACAGAAGAUUUCUCAGCCUGUACAAACUUGAACUGAGGAAGUCUGACAGACAGCUGUGAGAGAAAUGAGUUUACAUCGCAAUCAACAACUGGGCCCAGGCUCUGACAGGGACCUGCAGUCCUCGGCCUCCUCCGUCAGUCUACCUUCAGUCAAAAAGGCACCAAAGAAACAUCGUCUGUCACUGGGGUCUCUGUUUCGCAGGAAGAAAGAGUCAAAACGCAAAUCCAGAGAUCUAAACGGAGGAGUGGAUGGAAUUGCGAGUAUCGAAAGCAUUCACUCUGAGCUGUACAAUGACAAGAACUCCAUCUUCUCAACCUGCGGCUCGUCCGAAAGUGGCAAUGCGUCCACCGACAAGCCGAGCGGAGACUUGCUCGAAUGCCCUCUGUGCCUUUUGCGUCAUCCCAGGGACAGGUUCCCCGCCAUCAUGACUUGCCAUCACCGCUCGUGUGCGGACUGCUUGCGACAGUACUUGAGGAUUGAGAUCUCUGAGAGCAGGGUCAACAUCAGCUGCCCAGAGUGCUCCGAGCGAUUCAAUCCCCAUGACAUUCGCAUGAUUUUAAAUGACGAUUUGUUGAUGGAAAAGUACGAGGAGUUUAUGUUGCGCCGGUGGCUGGUGGCGGAUCCCGACUGUCGAUGGUGUCCUGCUCCGGACUGUGGCUAUGCAGUGAUAGCAUUUGGCUGUGCCAGCUGUCCCAAACUGACCUGUGGCCGCGAAGGAUGUGGUACGGAGUUCUGCUACCACUGUAAACAAAUCUGGCAUCCCAAUCAGACCUGCGACGCCGCUCGCCAACAGAGAGCACAAAGUUUACAUCUCCGCACCAUCCGCUCCUCGUCUAUCAGCUACAGUCAGGACUCGGGCGCGGCGGGCACAGAGAACUGGACUCUACGCCGAUAUGUACAGGAUGAGAUUUCGGGAAGGAAGGGCUUGCCUGAGAUAAACAGCCUGCUCGUCAAUCAGAUUUUGCCAACUCGCUCCACAGCGGACGACAUAAAGCCUUGCCCGCGAUGCACCGCUUAUAUCAUAAAAAUGAACGAUGGGAGCUGCAAUCACAUGACGUGUGCGGUUUGUGGCUGCGAGUUCUGCUGGCUCUGUAUGAAAGAGAUUUCUGACCUGCAUUAUUUAAGUCCUUCCGGGUGUACUUUCUGGGGAAAGAAACCUUGGAGCCGUAAAAAGAAGAUUCUGUGGCAGCUGGGAACAUUGGUGGGUGCUCCUGUAGGGAUCGCUCUGAUCGCAGGGAUUGCCAUCCCGGCUAUGAUCAUUGGCAUUCCUGUCUACGUGGGCCGCAAGAUUCACAAUCGUUAUGAAGGAAAAGAUAUUUCAAAGCACAAGCGGAACCUGGCAGUCACCGGGGGUGUGACACUGUCUGUCAUCGUUUCCCCUCUGGUCGCUGCAGUCACUGUAGGGAUCGGGGUCCCCAUUAUGCUGGCCUAUGUAUACGGAGUGGUCCCCAUCUCCCUCUGUCGCAGUGGUGGCUGUGGGGUGUCUGCAGGCACUGGCAAAGGAGUGAGGAUAGAAUUUGAUGAUGAGAACGAGAAUGGUGGCGGAGGAAAUACAGCUUUGGAUACCACUUUUGUGGUUGAGACACGACAUAACCCCAGUAUUGGGGAGGAGAGCGUGGGGGGUCUGACAGGGAGUCUGAGUGCCAGCGGGAGCCACAUGGACAGAAUUGGUGCCAUUCGGGACAACCUGAGUGAAACUGCGAGCACUAUGGCAUUGGCUGGAGCCAGCAUCACAGGCAGCCUCUCUGGGAGCGCAAUGGUCAGUUGUUUCAACAGGUUGGAGGUGCAGGCGGACGUACAGAAGGAGCGUUACAGUCUUAGUGGGGAGUCUGGCACGGUCAGCCUCGGGACCAUCAGUGACAACGCCAGUACCAGGGCUAUGGCUGGAUCCAUUCUCAACUCCUUCAACCCCCUGGACAGGGAAGGCAACAGUGUAGAGGUGCAAGUGGACAUUGAGUCAAAACCUGCCAAGUUCCGGCACCACAGUGGGAGCAGCAGCCUGGACGAGGGCCAGCCUGGCCGCACUGUUCCUGUGGACAGCCGGAGCGCUGCCUCCAAGUGCCCCAAAGAAACCUCGGCCGGCAAGAAGUGCAAAGGGAAGCUGCGCAAACGGGGCAGCACUAAGAUCAACGAGACCCUGGAGGAGAUGGACGCCCGAUUGCUGGAGCAGAGAAGCACCAAUUCCAGCGAGUUCGACUCCCCGUCGCUGAGUGACAGCAUCCCAUCUGUCGCCGACUCCCAUUCCAGCCACUUCUCCGAAUUCAGCGGCUCCGACAUGGAGAGCAUGAAAACCUCCUGCAGCCACAGCUCGAGUGACUAUCACAGUCGCUUGGUGGCAGUCAGCCCCCUCCCCGAGGUGGAGAGCGAUCGCCUGGAGAAUUGUCAAUCCCAGGGUGUGGGCCCCCCACCUCCUGUCCCCACCCUGACUGUGCCCAGCGCUGAGGGCUUGCAGUUAGGCUUCAUAGCGGAGGAGAAUGGGACGGUCACAUCAGCUAUGCUGAACUGUGCCUCUGAGGAGGUGCUGAACAUAACCAACAACAACCAGCAGCAGCUAUCCAGUGCUUUACACAACGGGGUCAUCCACACUGACAUUUAGCCCCUCGAUGCUGCUUUCAGGCCUCACUGAAUCAGUCCAGCUAAUAACAGUUGAUUAUAUGGAAACUGAUAUUGGAAGAAAAACGCUAACUAAAGGGGGACUGAAACGGUGCUUACUAACCAGCAAAGAUCAUGAGUUUGAAUGACAAAUAAUGUUAGGUGUCAGGGUUAAAUAUGUCACUCUUCACGAAUCUCCCUUUCACUCAGUUCUCCUCUCUGGUGGUUGGGGAGGGCAGGAGGGGGCAGGUGUGAUCGGGCAGUGUUAAUAUCUGAACCGUGUUGGGUUGAGAACUGGUGUGUGGUGAUCUAUCUAUCUAUCAUACAACCUAGCAGGGAGUGGGCGACUGUACAUUGAGAGGUGCGAGCAGAAAUCACCCAACGACCGUGACUGAAAAACUCAUCCUUUGCCAUUCUGUAUCCCCCGACCCCCAUCCCCCUUCCCCGGCUUCAUGGUGCCUUUUGAGAAGACAAGGCCAGGGUGUGACCCUGGGUGGUUGAGGGUAUGUUUAUACCUCCUAACAGACCUCCUGUACCGGGCUCUGAUGUACCACAAACCAAUGCUAAAGGGAUGGCUGCGGUCGAAAGACAAACUUAAUAUGUGUAUAAUGAAUAAUCUUACAAUAUAACCCUAUAUUAACCUACCAAAGACAGUACUCAGGCUUAGCAAACCUUUUCAUAACUAGGUUCUUUGUUCUGCUCAAAGCAAAGGUGUUCACAAACCAAUGAAUCCUGCGCUUUGUUACACAGACUGAAAGCACAGUGCAAUAUUUGCACACUGCUUUGGGACAUAAGGGGAGAUGGUAAAGACUAUAUAUAUAUAUAUAUAUAUAUAUGUGUGUGUGUAUGUAUAUAUAGUCUUUGUUUCCUGUGUGCUGAGAGACACUACAAACGCUCACAAAAAGGCUGUGGUCAGCCUUGUAAUGGUGCACUGUUGAAAUCACAACGUACUUCAUUUACUGAGAUGCGAAAAGGUGACAUUAAAUCUGAGGACUGAAGUAUAUUUUGUGCAUUAUUCAGUCCAUUGGUGUGUGUUAGGUUCAUGUUGCCACGUUGAUCGAUGACGCUUGAAAUUGCCAUCUGCGAAUGAAAGAAAGCGACAAGUUGCAGUCUUUUGUCAUUUCUAACGAGCUUUGGAACACUAGUGCCAGUUACCGAUCGGUCUACUCUGUCGCUUACUGCUUCUCAAGAUAUUUGCAUAUCUGUUUGCAAGCUGAUUUGAGUGACAGGACGAGUGUAAGAUACAUAUCAAAAAUAAAAGUAAAUAAAGACA